CAUGGUUCCAGGUAGCAGGAGGUCCGCGCCGGUGCGACGUCAACGCAGCCGGCUGAGCUACCCUGACCUGUAUACCGCGGGCGGGCCCCGGCUGAGUCCUCCGAGGGCCCGGGUCGGACGGUUUGCUGGGUCCUUGUGCAGCCGCCAUGGACAACUCCGGGAAGGAAGCGGAGGCGACGGCGCUGCUGGCUGAGGCCGAGCGCAAAGUGAAGAACUCGCAAUCCUUCUUCUCGGGCCUCUUUGGAGGCUCAUCGAAAAUAGAGGAGGCCUGCGAAAUCUACGCCAGAGCAGCAAACAUGUUCAAAAUGGCCAAAAACUGGAGUGCUGCUGGAAAUGCUUUCUGCCAGGCGGCCCAGCUGCAUCUGCAGCUCCAGAGCAAGCACGACGCGGCCACCUGCUUUGUGGAUGCCGGCAACGCGUUCAAGAAAGCUGACCCCCAAGAGGCCAUUAACUGUCUGAUGAGAGCAAUCGAGAUCUAUACAGACAUGGGCCGAUUCACGAUCGCGGCCAAGCACCACAUCUCCAUCGCGGAGAUCUACGAGACGGAGAUGGUGGACAUCGAGAAGGCCAUCGCCCACUACGAGCAGUCGGCAGACUACUACAAGGGCGAGGAGUCCAACAGCUCAGCCAACAAGUGUCUCCUGAAGGUGGCCGGUUACGCCGCGCAGCUGGAGCAGUAUCAGAAGGCCAUUGACAUCUACGAGCAGGUGGGGACCAAUGCGAUGGACAGUCCCCUCCUCAAGUACAGCGCCAAGGACUACUUCUUCAAAGCGGCCCUCUGCCACUUCUGUAUCGACAUGCUCAAUGCCAAGCUUGCUGUCCAGAAGUAUGAGGAGCUGUUCCCCGCCUUCUCCGACUCCCGGGAGUACAAGCUGAUGCAAAAAUUGCUAGAAGCCCACGAAGAGCAGAAUGUGGACAGCUACACCGAGGCGGUGAAGGAGUACGACUCCAUCUCCCGGCUGGACCAGUGGCUGACCACCAUGCUGCUGCGCAUCAAGAAGACCAUCCAGGGCGACGGGGAGGACUUGCGCUAAGCCCCACCCAGCCCCCGGUGCCUGUCUUCCUGCACCUCUGCUCUCCCCUGCAGCCCCUCCAGCACCAACACAGCGUGAGCCCAGAGAGACGUGGCCCAGGACCUUGGCUGGGACCUUCCCUCCUUCCCCCCCAGGCGUCUCACAGGCCAAGUGCAGGCUCCGCACUGUUGCGCGGCUCCUGAGGCCCAGCCUGCUAGCUGUGGACAGUCACCCUCUGUGCUCGAUGCACCCUUCCCCAUGCCCAUUUAUUUAAGCCCCAAAGACAUCGUAUUCGACCCCAAAAUACAAAAUCUGUGAUACAGACCUGUUUGCUGUGGGUGCCGCCCUGGAGGGUAGGGGUGGGGCGGUCAGCAUCUGAGCCCCGUCUCCUGACCCCUGAGGCGUGAGGUUGGUGUCCAUCUCCCCACCUCUGUUCCCCCGCCGAGCUCGGAGCACAUGGAGCUGCUGAGGUUGCUCUCGCCGCUGGGAGUGGGCCCCUUCUCCCCACACCUCCUGCAGCCCCGCCCUCCUGGGAGAGACCCCAGGCCCUGGAGCUCGGGUCAUCCUGCACCCACCCCACAUCUGCUCCUGUCCUCGUGCUUUGAGGUUUGGUCGGUCGGAAGCUGUAGCUGGCCCCAAGAAGAGAAUAAAAACCAGUACUUUU
This is a messenger RNA of Pteronotus mesoamericanus, 1677 nucleotides long. RefSeq names its product NSF attachment protein alpha (gene NAPA). The record is from RefSeq and is a predicted model, not a curated record. Gene Ontology annotation, molecular function: soluble NSF attachment protein activity; syntaxin binding. The transcript is spliced from 11 exons. Gene Ontology annotation, biological process: synaptic transmission, glutamatergic; SNARE complex disassembly; regulation of synaptic vesicle priming. Gene Ontology annotation, cellular component: vacuolar membrane; synaptobrevin 2-SNAP-25-syntaxin-1a complex; terminal bouton. The coding region runs from base 147 to 1034 and encodes 295 amino acids. NCBI's taxonomy places the organism in Eukaryota, Metazoa, Chordata, Mammalia, Chiroptera, Mormoopidae.